CCCACCAGGCGCUGGAGCUGCCCGUCCCUCCUGCCCGCCUGCUGCCCUGUGAGACAAGCGUCCCCAUCAAGGACCAAGGCCCAGACCAUGUCCCGCCUGGUGGAAUGUGUCCCCAACUUCUCGGAGGGAAACAACCAAGAGGUGAUCGACGCCAUCUCCCAAGCCGUGGUGCAGACCCCGGGCUGUGUGCUGCUGGACGUGGACGCCGGCCCCUCCACCAACCGCACCGUCUACACCUUCGUGGGGCGGCCGGAGGACGUGGUGGAGGGGGCCCUCAAUGCCGCCCGGGCAGCCUUCCGGCUCAUAGACAUGCGCAGGCACAAAGGGGAGCACCCGCGCAUGGGCGCCCUGGACGUGUGCCCCUUCAUCCCGGUGAGGGGCGUCAGCAUGCACGAGUGCGUGCUCUGUGCCCAGGCCUUUGGCCAGCGGCUGGCAGAGGAGCUGGGCGUGCCAGUGUAUCUCUAUGGCGAGGCGGCGCAAACGGCCAGCCGCCGGACCCUGCCAGCCAUCCGGGCCGGGGAGUACGAGGCCCUGCCUGAGAAGCUCAAGCAGGCCGAGUGGACGCCCGACUUUGGCCCCAGCUCCUUCAUCGCCAGCUGGGGGGCCACGGCCACGGGGGCCCGCAAGUUCCUCAUCGCUUUUAACAUCAACCUGCUCAGCACCAAGGAGCAGGCUCACCGAAUAGCCCUCAACCUGCGGGAGCAGGGCCGCGGGGCUGACCAGCCAGGACGUCUGAAGAAGGUUCAGGGCAUUGGCUGGUACCUGGACGAGAAGAACCUGGCUCAGGUGUCUACCAACCUCCUGGACUUCGAGGUCACAGCCCUGCACACGGUCUAUGAGGAGACCUGCAGAGAGGCCAAGGAGCUGAGCCUCCCGGUGGUGGGCUCGCAGCUGGUGGGCCUGGUGCCCCUGCAGGCCCUGCUGGACGCCGCGGCCUUCUACUGCGAGCGGGAGAACCUCUUCGUCCUGGAGGAGGAGCAGCGGAUCCGGCUGGUGGUGAACCGGCUGGGUCUGGACUCCCUGUCCCCCUUCAACCCUAAGGAGCGGAUCAUUGAGUACCUGGUCGAUGAAGGUGGACCUGAGCAGAACCUGGUUGACAAGCCCCUGCGUGCCUUUGUCCGUGAAGUGGGUGCCCGCUCGGCAGCCCCAGGUGGUGGCUCGGUGGCAGCAGCCAGUGCGGCCAUGGGUGCCUCGCUGGCCUGUAUGGCUGGCCUGAUGAGCUACGGCAAGCGACAGUUCGAGCACCUGGAUGCAGCCAUGCGACGCCUGAUCCCGCCCUUCCAUGCAGCCGCAGCCCAGCUGACGGCACUGGUGGACGGGGAUGCCCAGGCCUUUGCAGCCUGCCUGGAAGCAAUGAAGCUGCCCAGAAGCACACCUGAGGAAAAGGACAGGCGCUCGGCCGCCCUGCAGGAGGGGUUGAGGCGGGCGGUGGCGGUGCCCCUGGCGCUGGCGGAGACGGUGGCCACGCUGUGGCCGGCGUUGCAGGAGCUGGCCUUGUGUGUGAACCUCGCGUGCCGGUCGGACCUGCAGGUACAUGGUGGGGCCUGUUGGGCAGCCGCCGUGUGGACAGUGGUGGGUCAGGGGCUAUCACAGCCGUUCAUGGGCAUUUGCAGGGCACGGGCACGGGGUGCUGACUGGCCCCAUGUCUGUCAGACCCGCCAGCGCAUCACCAGCCUCCUGCAGGAGGCCAAGACCCAGGUGGCGCUGGUGCUGGACCGCCUGGAGGAGCGACAGGAGUGACAGUGGGCGGCGACCUCGUGGACUCUGCACCCCCAGAAGCCCCGCUCCCUUUGCAGUAGGGUCCAGCUUGCCCGACAGGACAGGGCGGCCUUUGGCACAGUCCUCGUGAGGUCCAGACAGUGAGCGUGGGAGUGGGUGGGGCCUCUCUGUGUCCCCCUCUGUCACCUGCGGCCUUCACUAAAGUCACAACACACCAGUGCCUGUGUAGUGUGUUUG
Molecule: messenger RNA, 1956 nt
Organism: Hipposideros armiger (great roundleaf bat)
Lineage: Eukaryota; Metazoa; Chordata; Mammalia; Chiroptera; Hipposideridae
Gene: FTCD
Product: formimidoyltransferase cyclodeaminase
Exons: 13
Coding region: 88-1740 (550 amino acids)
Molecular function (GO): transferase activity; folic acid binding
Source: RefSeq, a predicted model, not a curated record